AUGGCGCCGGCGCGGCCCGACGACUCCAGAGUGAAGAAGCAGUUCGGCUUUCCGCUCUUCUGCGGCGCGUGGGCGCCCACGAAGGGUCUCACGGCGGGCGCGCAGGGCGAGGAGGGGCUGGUGGUGCUGGCGGGGGGCGGCGGCGCGGGGCGGCACGGCAUCAAGAGCAAGAUCAUCGCGUGCAAAUACAGCUUCGCGGCCGAUGAGCUCUCGGAGGUGACGCGCCUCAAUAUCACUACUCAUCGUUCCCCUUCCCUCCCCUUCCGCAUCAUUGCGCCGCUCUGCACCGCGCUGCACCACCACGCGUGGCAGGUGUUCAGCUUGUCAACGGGCGUCAACCCCGCGUUCAAGAUCACCGCCCACCCCAACGGCGACGGACUAAUCGCUGCCUUCGCUGACGCCUGCCGCCUGCCACCAACUCUUCUCGCUCUUGAGACCAACCUGUUCCAAAUGACGCUGCCUCUUCCAAACUUCCACUUACCAACGCGUCUCCUUCCCUCCCAACCUCCCCUCUUCCUCCUCCCCCCACCCUGUCUUCUACCCCCUCCUCCCCAUUUCCAUCCUCGUCCCGCCCUCUUACCCCCCGUGUUCCAUCUUGCCCGCCUCCCUUCCCCCCGUGUUCCAUCUUGCCCGCCUCCCUUCCCCCCGUGUUCCAUCUUGCCCGCCUCCCUUCCCCCCGUGUUCCAUCUUGCCCGCCUCCCUUCCCCCCGUGUUCCAUCUUGCCCGCCUCCCUUGCCCCGCCCGCUAGCCCAAAGGGGGAGCGAGGAGGCGGUGCCUCUGGCGCAGCUGCAGCUGGUGCCGAGCGAUGUGCGCCUCAAAUGGCUGGGACCACGGGAGGAGGAGGAGGAGGAGGGGGAGGAAAAAGGGGAGGGAGUUGGGGGAGAAGGGGAAGGGGCGGGCGAGGGGGGCAACGGGAAUGGGGGAAAGGAUGAGGGGGAGAAAGGGGAGAAAAAGGGGAAAGGGGAGGAAGGGGAGACGGCAGCGGAGGUGAAGUGUUUGCUGUUCAGUGCGGAUGGGUGCAGAGUGGUGGCGGGGAGUGAGGAUGGGCGUGUGCGCGUGUUUGAGUGGCCCAGCAUGGACGUGCUGAUGGACGUGCCUCGUGCCCACACCUCCUCCCUCAGAGAUGCGGAUAUUAACCUGGAAAGCUCACUGGUGGCCACCACGGCAGACACGGGCCCUCUGAGGGUGUGGAGCGUGCGCAAGGGGACAGCACUUGCCACCCUCUCCAUUGCUGAGGGAGGGGCGCGCUUUGGGCUGUGCCGUUUCUCCCGCGACCCCAGCAAGCCGCUGCUCUACUCCACCUGCGUUAAGGGCGGCAAGGGGUGGGUGGUGGUGUGGGAGACGGCAGCAUGGAAGCGGGUGGCAGUGAGGAAGAUCCACAACGACCCCAUCUCCGCCUUUGCUAUCAGCCCCGACUCCUCUCUGCUUGCCACGGGCACACCAGAGGGGAAUGUGUUCAUAGUGGAUGCGCGCACGCUGAGUGUGAGGCAGAGAGUGGUGGGGGCGCACCUGGUCUUUGUCACGGCGCUCGACUUCUCGCCCAACUCCAGGGCAUUGCUGUCAGUGUCGGGUGACUCCAGUGCGCGUGUCACGGCUGUUGCUGCCAAGCCCGCCGGCCAAGGCUGGGUAACUUGCCUCAUACUCACAGCCCUCGCCCUGCUCGCCAUCGCGCUCCUCCUCUCCGCUUCAGACCUCCUGCUGCUCCUCCUCGGCCCAGACAUCGCCGCCCAAGUGCAACUGUUCAUCGACCGCCUAGUGGGUCCAAUCCUUGCCGCCCAGCUGCAAGCCAUCGCCAGCCGGUUCCUCGGUCCGGACGUUGCCGCCCACCUGCGAGCGCUCUUGCUGCGCCUUCAAGGGCUCUUGGUGGCACAGCGGCAAGGGACGCUGAGCAAGCAAGAUGUCGAGAGUGGUGCGAGCAAUGGGGGUGCAGGCGAGGGGGGUGCAGGCGAGGGGGGUGCAGGCGAGGGUGGUGCAGGCGAGGGGGGUGCGGGUGCGGGGGCAUGUAUGCCACAGAUGCCAAAUCUCCCUCACAUCCCAUCCCAUAGGUUGGUGGUAAUGUGGUGCGAUCUGUUCUGCUGA
Closterium sp. Naga37s-1 is the source of this 2079-nucleotide messenger RNA. The record is from the annotation of a GenBank genome assembly. NCBI's taxonomy places the organism in Eukaryota, Viridiplantae, Streptophyta, Zygnematophyceae, Desmidiales, Closteriaceae.